AUGGUUGAUCCUUAUACACUGCAACGAUUUUUUGAUCAACACGCGAAUAUUACGAAUUGUCAAUUAAUAGCAAUGAACCCAAAAUUUGGGCAAGCCGUAAUGAAAGCAAUACGAAAACUAGCAAAGAAACCUAAAGAACAGAUUAUAGUGAAUGAAAAACCUGAUGAACCUGAAAACAUGGAAUCAAAUUUAUCAAAGAAUGAUACCAUGAAAAGGGCUACAGCAUUGUAUUGCGACGCAUACAUAGACGGAGUAAAGAUACCCCUUAUAAUUGAUUCUGGUUCUGCAGGAUGCAUUAUAUCCUUGAAGUUACUAAAGGAUUUAGAAAUGGUAAUAACACAAGCAUCGAAAACUAUCAUGGUCAAUGUCAAUGGAGAAAAAAGAAGACCAUUAGGAGCAGUAACUAAAAUUCCUUUAAAAAUUAAUAACCACAUAAUUCCUUUUGACGCAAGCAAUUUACAAGACAAAAAUAAAUUGGAAGAACUAUGGAAGGGACCUUAUAUAAUACAUAAUGUUCUAGGUAAUGGUAUCUAUAAAAUAAGGAUAAUAGAUGAUAAAGUGCUAAAAAUUCCUGUUAAUAGCGAAAGAUUAAAAUU
Messenger RNA from Funneliformis geosporum, 596 nucleotides. The record is from the annotation of a GenBank genome assembly. NCBI's taxonomy places the organism in Eukaryota, Fungi, Glomeromycota, Glomeromycetes, Glomerales, Glomeraceae.